GCGGAUCGAUGGCCAGCGCGGGGCUGCAGCUGACCGGCUACUUCUUGGCGCUGGCCGGCUGGGUGGGCGCCAUCUGCGCCGCGGCGCUGCCGCAGUGGAAGCACAGCUCCUACGCCGGGGACGCGAUCAUCACGGCCGUCGGGCUCUACGAGGGCCUCUGGAUGAGCUGCGCCGCGCAGAGCACCGGGCAGGUCCAGUGCAAGUUGCACGAGUCGCUGCUGUCGCUGGACGUCCACAUCCAGACCUCCCGGGCCCUCAUGGUGAUCUCCGUCCUGCUGGGCUUCGUUGGGACGAUUGUCAGCGUGAUCGGCAUGAAGUGUACCAAAGUGGGGGAUGAGAAUCCGGUGGCCAAAAGCUGGAUCGCGGUUUUGGGGGGCGUCAUUUUCCUCCUGGCUGGGCUGUGCACAGCGACAGCUGUUUCAUGGUACGCAUCGCGAGUGACAUACGAAUUUUUCAAUCCCAGCACCCCUAUGAAUGCCAAGUAUGAAUUUGGACCAGCUAUGUUCGUUGGAUGGUCAGCGGCUAGUUUGCUGCUGCUGGGUGGCAGCUUCCUGUCCUGUUCCUGCCCCAAACCGGAAGAGAGGGGUCAGCAAUAUUAUCGCCAGUCACAGCCAUCGACCACGAGAGAGCCCACUGUAAAAAAAUCAAUACGCAAUCAAUGUGUGUAACACCUUCCGAUGUCCAGUGCUGGGAAGCCCAAACAGGCUGUAGUAAGGACCUUUAAAAAAACAGUUUCCCAAGAUUCAGGCUGUCUCUUUCGGGGAAAGUGAAAAGGAAGAAAAGACAAAGGCCAUUUUUGUAGAAUAAGCAGCUUUUUCGCUUUUCCCUUGGUCCUGCCUUUAUGCCUUUGAUGAGAUGGUUUUCGACUUCCAAAAAAAAAUAAAUUCUUGUAUUCGGUUGA
Messenger RNA from Candoia aspera, 901 nucleotides. It is a transcript of the gene CLDN19, whose product is annotated as claudin 19. The transcript is spliced from 5 exons. Gene Ontology annotation, cellular component: plasma membrane; bicellular tight junction. The record is from RefSeq and is a predicted model, not a curated record. Gene Ontology annotation, molecular function: structural molecule activity. Gene Ontology annotation, biological process: cell adhesion; bicellular tight junction assembly. NCBI's taxonomy places the organism in Eukaryota, Metazoa, Chordata, Lepidosauria, Squamata, Candoiidae. Bases 9 to 668 code for a protein of 219 amino acids.